AUGUCUCUUCCAUUAAGGCCGCGAAAGGUAUCGCAAUGUCCCGGAUGUCUACGCAGCUAUGCCUUUGCCCUCUUCUCCGAUGGCAAAACGUCUGCAUUGCCCUCCUCAUUGCGCCAGCAGAUUAGGGGAAAGAAGAGAAUGGCCAACAACUCGGCGACGGUGACCGUCAAAUUACUCAAAGAUGUCGAAGCAUACGGCAAGUCCGGCUCCUUCGUCCCCAUAACCCGCGGCGCAAUGCGCAAUUCCUGGUACCCCUCCCGCAUCGCCGAGUACGUAACGAUGCCGGAACUACAAAAGCUACGCCUCAGCAACGUGCCCAUGGAGCGCAACUUUGAAUUCAUCACCCCGGAAGCACUGCAGCAAAGGAACAGGAGGAAGCGAAGAAUCAUGAGCGAAGAAGACAUCGAGCAUGACCUCGCACAAGCCCCCGAACAAUCGGCCGACGCAUCCUCCACGCCUCGACGAUUCGCCGCAGCAAGAGCUCCCGAGAUAGAGAAAAUCACUCCCCAACGCAGUCUAGAGCUCGUCGAGAACUUCGUCCCGCACCGCCUUGAAUUCCUUCGCCAGCCUGCACCCGAGAAACCCAAACCCAAGAAUCCCAUGCCACAAUUCCGCGGCGCUGCAGGCGACUUGAUGGCUUCACGGUUACACUCGGAAGACGGCAGGCUGCGCGCUAUCUUCGGCUCGGUGACGCCGCAGGAUGUGCUCGCGGCGGUGCGGGAGGGGAUGGCGCGAAACGAUGAGGCGGCGAGGGUGGUGUUGCUCGAAAGCGAGAUUGCGUUUGUGGAUUUGCCGGAUGUGCUGGGAGCGGAGGCGGGGAGGGUGAAGCAUUUGGGGGAUUUUACGGUGGAGAUUAGGGCGAGGGGGGCGGAGGGGGCGGUGAGGAGGGUUGUGAGAGUCUUGCCGCAGGAGGAGAGGAAGGAGGAGAUGGUUGUUGAGGAGGUUGAGUAG
Molecule: messenger RNA, 951 nt
Organism: Neohortaea acidophila
Lineage: Eukaryota; Fungi; Ascomycota; Dothideomycetes; Mycosphaerellales; Teratosphaeriaceae
Exons: 2
Coding region: 1-951 (316 amino acids)
Biological process (GO): translation
Cellular component (GO): mitochondrion; ribosome
Molecular function (GO): structural constituent of ribosome
Source: RefSeq, a predicted model, not a curated record